AGUAUUGGCUAAUUCAGUAGGUUUGGUUCUGUGAUUCCUGGUUUUCUCGGCGACAAACUGUGAACUGAUCGGUGCUCCGAUCUUAGAAGACUCGAAGAUGGAUUUGGUCGCAAGUUGCAGGGAAAAAUUGUCAUAUUUUCGAAUAAAAGAACUCAAGGAUGUUCUUAGUCAGCUGAGUCUUUCAAAGCAAGGGAAGAAGCAGGACCUUGUUGAAAGGAUAUUGGGUGCUUUGUCAGAAGAACAAGGUAAUACAUAUUGGUUUGGGAUUUGAUUCCAUACAUAUGCAAUUUCUUUUUCGAAAUCUUGUUUGGAAUAUGUUUAUUUUUUUAAGUGAUAACCACCUUUUAUUAUUUGAACUUUGUUCUGUCAUAUUUUUCUCAGUUUCAAAGAUUUGGGUUAAUAAGAAGAGUCCUGCUGUUCGAAAGGAAGAGGUGGCAAAAUUGGUUGCAAAACUGGUUGAUGAUACUUACAGAAAGAUGCAGGUUUCCGGAACCACUGAUUUGGCAUCAAAGGGACAAUGCACAUCAGAUAGUAGCAAUGUAAAAAGUAAAGGGGAAAUUGAUGAUCCUUCCCAUUUAGAUAUAAAAGUUCGAUGUCCUUGUGGAAGUCCUUUGAAAACAGAAACCUUGAUCAAGUGUGACGACCCCAGAUGCGAAGUGUGGCAACAUAUUGAUUGUGUUAUAAUUCCAGAGAAACCUAUGGAGGAAAAGCCACCAAAUCCUGAUCCAUUUUAUUGUGAAAUUUGCCGUCUCAGCCGAGCUGACCCUUUUUUACAUACGAUUGGACACCUAUUAUAUCCAGUGAAGUUGAGUAUUACCAAUAUCCCAAAUGAUGGUACAAACCCAGUUCAAAGUGUUGAGAGAACAUUUCAACUAACAAGAGCGGACAAGGAGUCACUGACAAAGCAAGAGUAUGAUGUUCAGGCAUGGUGCAUGCUUCUAAAUGACAAAGUUCCAUUUCGGAUGCACUGGCCACAGUACGCAGAUUUGCAGGUCAAUGGUGUCUCUGUUCGUGCUAUUGAUAGACCUGGCUCACAACAGCUUGGAGCUAAUGGCCGUGAUGAUGGUCCUAUUAUAACUUCAUGCACCAAAGAUGGAUUCAAUAAGAUUACCUUAACUGGGUGUGAUCCCCGUGUGUUCUGUUUUGGUGUUAGACUCAUCAAGCGUCAAACAGUUCAACAGAUUCUUGCCAUGAUUCCAAAGGAAUCUGAUGGUGAACGGUUGGAAGAAGCUCUUGCUCGUGUUUGUCGUUGUAUUGGUGGUGGAGCUGCAACAGAUAAUGGUGAUAGUGACAGUGAUAUUGAAGUUGUUGCAGAUUUUUUUGGCGUCAGUCUACGUUGUCCAGUGAGUGGUUCACGGAUGAAGGUAGCUGGACGGUUUAAACCCUGUAUUCACAUGGGUUGUUUUGAUCUUGAUGUUUUUGUGGAGCUGAACCAACGUUCUAGGAAGUGGCAGUGCCCUAUUUGUCUCAAGAACUACUCAUUGGAGAAUAUUAUAUUCGAUCCUUAUUUUAAUCAAAUUGCAUCCAAGAUGAGGAACUGUGGAGAAGAUAUUACAGAAAUUGAGGUGAAGCCUGAUGGGUCUUGGCGUGUAAAGGCUAAAACUGAUGGUGAGCGUAAGGAACUUGGAGAUCUUUCGCAGUGGCACAAUCCUGAUAGUACUCUGUGUGCAACUGCUGGUGGAGAGGUUAAGCCAAGUGUUGAAAUGUCAAAGCAGAUUAAGCAAGAGGGUGCUUCAGAUGGUCAUACUGGCUUGAAACUUGGAAUUCGGAAGAACUGCAAUGGUAACUGGGAAGUUAGCAAACAUGAGGUCUUGAAUACCUCUUCUGGUAAUAGGUUAAGGGGUAACUUUGAACCUCAUGAGCAGAAAUUUAUUCCAAUGAGCAGCAGUGCCACUGGCAGUGGUAGGGAUGGUGAAGAUCCAAGUGUAAAUCAGGAUGGUGGGACGGCCUAUGAGUUUACCGCCAAUGGAAUUGAGCUUGAUUCCAUGCCUUUGAAUACACAUAUAGCAUGUGGCUUUGUUGACCAAGAUCAAUCUGCAGCAGCAGGAAAUGCGGAAGUUAUUGUUCUUAGUGACUCCGAUGAAGAGAAUGAAAUAUUAAUAGCUUCUACAGCAUAUAAGGACAAUCAAACUGAUGUUGUUGAUGGUACUUUUUCAGUGCCUCCUGGAAUUUCCCAUCCAUAUCCAGAAGAUCCGACAAUUGUGAAUGCUGGUAAUGCUUGCUUGGGUCUUUUUAAUGGUCACGAUGAAUUUGAGAUGCCUCUGUGGCCACCUGUAACCCAGGAAGGCGCAGGUUUUCAACUAUUUGCAGAUAUUGAUGUCUCAGAUGCCUUAGUUGAUUUGCAACAUGGUUCUAUCAAUUGCCCCACGUCAAUGAAUGGCUACACAUUGGCUCCAGAAACCACAAUAGUUUCUGGAACUCUUGUUCCAGGUUCUUCUGUUGGUCAGGGUGAUCCAGAAAUUGAUGAUGGCUUGGUUGACAAUUCAUCAUUUGGUGGAGAUGAUCCUUCUCUUCGGAUGUUUCUUUCAACACAGCCUUCAGGUGCAUCAAUGCAGUCUGAUUUGAGAGAACAAACUGAUGUAUCAAAUGUCAUCGGUAGUGCUGAUUGGAUUUCACUUAGCCUUGGUGGUGGGGCAACUGGUGCUCUUGGUGACUCAGGAACUGUGAAUGGAUUCAAUUCAAGGCAGCAGAUACCUUCCAGGGGAGGUGAUGUAGUUUCCUUGGCUAAUCCCGGUUCGUUUCCUUAUUUCUUUGAAGACCUAUGAGUUGUUUUAAUUUGUCAUCACUAAUGGCCAGCAGAUGGGAGUGAGUCUCAAGCUUGGCUAAUACACAAGUAUGCAAGGCAGUACAUGUAGAGCCAAUGUUUUUGGCUGCCUGACUUUGGAUCAACAGAUCUAUUCCAUGGUUGUUUCAAACUAUUCAAUUAUCAAGCCUUAAAGUCAUUUUCUUUGAAUUAUAAAGAAUUCUGUUAUGCUGCAUGGAAUUAAUUGGCAUAGAUUCCAACCUUAGAAUUCAAGUAAACCUCAAGUACAGAAUUAUGAUUCACUGCUUUACCACACCCUGGCUACAUCAAUUCUUUUCUGCAUAUAUUUCUUUCUUAUGGUCAUUAAUUACUAGAUUGCUGAACCAACUCUUCUCCCUUGUGCAGCUUCACUGCUUGGAACAAAUGAUGGUAGGUCAGACAGGACAAGCAAGCCAAGAUCAGAUGGCCCUUUUUCAGUUCCUCGGCAAAAACGUUCAGUAAGACCGAGAUUAAAUUUUUCUAUUGACUUGGACUCAGACUCCGGGUAGUCAGACCUUUUUUUGGCUAAAAUGAUUGGUCCUCCCUUUUGAGUUUUAAUGGAGAAGGCGGCAAUUCAUGGAGCCGUUUUGUGAUCAAUCUUAAACAAAGUCAACAAAGCUUCAUAUCUACAGUGAAAAUUGUCAAACACUGAGCACUGGCCUUUUAUAUACACUUAUGUUGUCUGUAUAUUUAUGACGGCCCCAUUUCAGCGUUUCUGAUUCUGUGCAAUGUAACACGGUUGUUACAGGCAUUUUCACUCAAGACAUUAUCUGCAGCUCCAAUUAAAUUGUAUAGUUAGUUCUUUAGAGUGGAAAAUUUGGUAUUGAUCCACUGGUUUAGACCUUUGGAUGCGGUGGAGAAACCACCUUUUAAGUGACACAAGCAUCCGUACCUUUACAUCUACGUUUCAAGAUGAGAUCAGAUAGCCUGUACAUCAUUUACUCGGAUCCAGUUAUUUAUAAGUGUUAUUCUUGACAAUUAA
Molecule: messenger RNA, 3764 nt
Organism: Rubroshorea leprosula
Lineage: Eukaryota; Viridiplantae; Streptophyta; Magnoliopsida; Malvales; Dipterocarpaceae
Source: the annotation of a GenBank genome assembly